Molecule: messenger RNA, 1380 nt
Organism: Mesitornis unicolor (brown roatelo)
Lineage: Eukaryota; Metazoa; Chordata; Aves; Mesitornithiformes; Mesitornithidae
Product: butyrophilin subfamily 1 member A1-like
Exons: 8
Molecular function (GO): protein binding
Source: RefSeq, a predicted model, not a curated record
AUGGGGGCGCCCCCCAUCCACCCCAGGAACCUCCUGAGUUAUUUGGUGACGCUGCAGCUCCUCCAGUUGGGAUCAGCUGGGCUCACUGUGAUUGGAUCACGCCGCUCUCUCCAUGGCACCGUGGGACAGGACGUGGUGCUGCCGUGUCACUUGUCCCCCCACGUGGAUGCCCGGGGCUUGGAGAUCCGCUGGAUCCGGUACACGUCCACUGAAGUGGUGCACCUCUUCCUACAUGGAGAUGACCAGUACGACGUGCAGAUGAGUGAAUAUCGUGGGAGAACGGAGUUGGACUGAGAUGGGCUCUCCAGUGGAAGCCUGGACUUGCGAAUCUUUGGGUUGAGACCCUCUGAUGAUGGCCAAUACGUCUGCACCGUGCGAGAUGGAGACUCCUAUGGAGAAGCUGUGGUGGACCUGCAGGUGUCAGCCAUGGGCUCUGACCCUCAGCUCUCCCUGGAGGCCUACGCGGACGGGGGCAUCCGGGUGCGGUGUCGCUCGGCCGGGUGGUACCCGCAGCCGGAGCUGCUGUGGAGAGACCCCCAUGGGCAGCAGCACCCCUCACACUCCCCGGGACUUUCUCCUGAUGAGAGAGGCCUGUUUGAGGUGGAGGACGUCACCAUCGUGACUGGGAACGAAGCUGGGAGCUGGGUCUGUGUGGUCAGGAACAGCCGCCUCAGCCAGGAGUCGUCGCUGCACAUCUCAGCUCCCUUUUUCCACAACGCCCAUCCCUGGAUGGUGGCUCUGGCCGUGGUCCUCGUCCUUGCUGUCGCAUUGACCACCAUCAGCGUUUAUCUCCUCAGAACCAGGGAGGUGCAGGCCAAGGCGCUGGAUGCACGAAAUGCGGCACUGGAUGUGGUGACCCUGGAUCCAAACACAGCUCAUCCCCAGCUCCUCAUCUCAGAGAAUUUGAGAGGAGUCACAUGGAAAAGUGCACGACAGGACCAGCCCAAAACCACAGAGAGAUUUACUUUUUGGUGCUGUGUUCUAGGCCGGGAGGGGUUCAAGGAGGGGAGGCACUGCUGGGAGGUGGAGGUGGAUGGGGAGGUUGAGGGUGACGCGUGGUGGGCUGUGGGGGUGGCCAGGGCGUCUGUGAACAGGACGGAGUGUGUGAAGCUGAGUCCUGAAAGUGGGAUCUGGGGAGCGGAGCACUGGAAAUACCAAUUUGUGGCUCUCACCUAUCCUUGCACCCCCCUGUCCUCCUCCCUGGUCGCUAGGAGGCUCUGGGUCUGCCUGGACUGCACCCAGGGCCUGGUGACCUUCCUCAACGCCGACAGUGGGGCCGAGAUCUUCACCUUCCCCCAAGCAGUGUUCAACGGGGAGAGCAUCCACCCUUGGUUUAUUAGGAACCCAUGUCCCACCCUGCCCUCCCCAGAGGGGGAAUGA